UCCCCCCACGUGGGUGUUUCUCCCGCAAGGUGCGGGACCGCGGUAGCCGCCCGGGAUGGCGCUGAGCAAGGCCGGGGCGCUGAUGGUGACUCCCGGGGAGCUGGUCCUGGGCGGGGCUAGGACUGCCGCAGUGCGGCGAGUCCUGGUGCGCUGGGUGCAGGGCCUGGCGGGCGGCGGCGGGCCGCCCCCGGAGAACGUGGUGCGGAUCUCCCGGGCCAUGCAGCUGCGGCUGGCUCGGGAGCCGCCCAGGCGGGGCCAGAAGGUGCCGGUGGUCCCGACCCGGGCGGGGAAGCUGGUGUUGCGGAGCCGGCGGCCGCAGCUGAGCCAGCCUCGCUGCCUGACGCUGGGGCGCUGGGAGCGGCCGCUCCUGGUCUCGGGGGGCUGGAAGCACCGGCGCUCCUGCGGGGACUACUUCCAGCUGGAGCGCUCCCAAGAGCAGGCGCCGGCCCUGCGGCCUCCCAGAGCCACGGGAAGGGACGGCUCCUUCCAGGCGCUGGGGCUGGGGCCGGCGCUGGUGUCCGCCCUGCAGACCCUCUCCAUCACCCAGCCCACGGCCGUGCAGCGCCGCGCCAUUCCAGCCCUGCUGCGCGGGGGCAACGCGCUCUGCGCCGCCGAGACAGGCAGCGGCAAGACCCUGGCCUAUCUCCUCCCGCUGUUCCAGAAACUCCUGUCUCGGCCCUCGCUGGGCCCGACCUGGCCGCCCUCCCCUCGCAGCCUGGUGCUGCUGCCCUCCCGGGAGCUGGCGGAGCAGGUGCGCACCGUGGCCUCCUCCCUGGGCCGUUCCGUGGGACUGCGGGUGCGGGAGAUUGGCGGUGGCCGGGGCAUGGCCAGCGUGAAAAACCAGCUCCGCUCGGAUCCCGAUGCCGAUUUGCUGGUGUCCACGCCUGGGGCCCUGUGCAAGGCGCUGCGGAAGCGGAUGGUGAGGCUGGAGCGGCUGUACUGUCUGGUGCUGGAUGAGGCUGACACCUUGCUGGACCCCACUUUCCUGGAUCUGGUGGAGGAGGUGCUCAUGCAAGCCCCCAUCGCCCACAGCCCCAAGGAGGUGGCCGACCAGUGGGACACCAAAACCCAGCUAGUGAUCGUCGGAGCCACCUUCCCUGAAGGGCUAGGUCAGUUGCUGAGCAAGGUCACCAGCCUGGGCCACUUCACCACCCUCACCAGCCAGAGCUUGCACCACCUCCUGCCCCAUGUCCAGCAGAAAUUCAUCCGCAUCAAAGGCAGCGACAAGGCAUCUGAGCUACUGCAGCUCAUCAAAGACCAGGGCCCCUCUAAUGGAGCCCUUCUCAUCUUCUGCAACAAUGCCAGCACCGUCAACUGGCUAGGCUACAUCCUAGAUGAUCACAAAAUCAAGCACCUGAGGCUACAGGGACAGAUGCCUGCAGCAAUGAGAGCAGGAAUUUUUAACACCUUCCAGAAGGGACAAAGCGAUGUCCUCAUCUGCACUGAUUUAGCCUCCCGUGGACUGGAUACCAGCCGUGUGGAGCUAGUAAUCAACUAUGACUUCCCAUCCACGUUGCAAGACUAUCUCCAUCGGAAAUUCAAGCCAACAUAACCCUUAAUACACUGCUGGAACUCUGGUUCAAUAUAUUCUCAGAAGGAAGAAUGCAACCUGAUAGGCCACCACCUUCACAUCUUUCUGUAUGCUUUCAGGAUGCCUCCUAAAUAAGUUGUCAGGAUCUUCAUCCCUACUUGUGAAGGCUCACUGACAGGAAAAGGGUUGGCACCGGCUGAUAAUUACUGUGUAUUACUAUCCCUCUGUGGAAACAGGAGACAAGGCACUUACAUUUUACUGCCAUGUAAACUAGGUGAGGUCAAGCCCAGAUGGAGGUAUAGUGCUGACCUUGUUUAGCUAUCUCAAGGUAAACACCUCCAGUGCUUUGUCUCCACCUAGCUCACUGUAAAAUUCUAUCACUUGUUUGUUUUUUCACUGUAAAUAAAAAACAAACCUUGAAUUGAUGAAGACAAAGCCUUAAACGGGGAGGAUGGUCUUCCAGUCCAAACACACUUGGACUUGGGUAAAGGAGGUUCUGUUUUCAGUUCUGCCACAAACUUCCCAUGCAGUCUUAGAGUAAAGUUAUUGGCCUAACAUGAGGAUCCAAUCUAUAAAAGUGGGAAUAAUACUCCAGAGACAGAGGUGUUGCAAGGAUAAACUUAUUUAAGUAUUUUGAGAUCUGUGAAGGUGCUGUAAAAGUGUUAAGUAAUUACUGUGAAAUCUGUCAGGAUCAUCACCCGUGCUGCUUAGAGGCAAUGAAUACACAAUGAAAUUAACAAGAAAUUAAGACUUGAGGGGAGGACAUAAUUUGCACAGUGUCUAACCUCUGGAACUACUGCCACACGAGAGGCCAAAAGAUUAGCAGGAUUCAGAGGAUGAGACUAUGAUGUUGCACUCUAUGAAUUUAUGAAAAUAUGCUAAUGUGUGAAUAUAAUGUAACUGGAAUAUGCUUCAUGCAAAAGGUCUCUUGUAAGGUAUCAUUACAAAGCUUAUAACCUACUGAGUGUGGUCAUCCUAUUUGUAUGAAUGUAUCAUUCUCGUAUCUGAAACUAGAAAUAUGAAAUAACUAUGAGGUCCUAUUGUAAUUAUGCAAAGUGUGGGACAUUAAUGGUGCUUUGGAAUCUUGAUGGCUCCCAUUAACCAGGACAAUUGACUGUAGAUGGUUUACUUAUAAGUCUUCCUGUAUACCUGUGUUCUGGCAAGUGAGUAAUGAAGUCUUACAGUGACAUGUGAUCAUGUCACCUGAACUGGAAUCAAUCUUUAACUGGUGCUUUUCCAUUUAGAAGGAGGGUGGGAACCCAGAGAGGGACAAAGGAUUCCUGCCUUGUGCAAAAGCUAUAUAAGGGGGUGGAACAGAACAAAGGGGGUUGCAGUCAUGAGAAAUCCCCUAGCUACCACCUGAGCUGGAACAAGGACUGUACCAGGGGAAGGGAUUGUGCCCAGACUAGGAAGGCAUCCAGUCUGUGAUAGAAGCUUAUUGAAACAUCUCUGAGGGUGAGAUUUUAUCUGUUUUCUUACUGUAUUAGGCUUAGACUCAUGUGUUUUAUUUUAUUUUGCUUGGUAAUUCACUUUGUUCUGUCUGUUAUUACUUGGAACCACUUAAAUCCUACUUUUUGUAUUUAAUAAAAUCACUUUUUACUUAA
Malaclemys terrapin pileata is the source of this 3135-nucleotide messenger RNA. RefSeq names its product DEAD-box helicase 28 (gene DDX28). Bases 56 to 1552 code for a protein of 498 amino acids. The record is from RefSeq and is a predicted model, not a curated record. NCBI's taxonomy places the organism in Eukaryota, Metazoa, Chordata, Testudines, Emydidae. The transcript has 2 exons. Gene Ontology annotation, molecular function: RNA helicase activity; nucleic acid binding; ATP binding.